UGACCCGCCUGGAUCGACUGCUCCCGUCUGGUCUGUCCCAUGCGCGGGAAAAUAGAUUCGAUCCGGCAACCCUAUCCAAUCUUCACAACGCCGACCAGCCACCUUUUACAUCCCUGACUCCGCGAGGUCUACCGAAUUACACGAGUGGAAGCAGAGAAGCUCAAACUGCCGCCAUGUCCGAGGCUUAUUUCCGGGUGGAGUCGGGUGCGCUGGGACCUCAGGAGAACUUUCUUUCCUUGGACGACAUCCUGAUGUCCCAUGAGAAACUCCCAGUGCGCACCGAGAUCCCCAUGCCACGCCUCGGCACUUUUUUCCAGGAACGGAGUGGAGGGGCCGACACCGACAAUGCGAUUCCUCAGGGCUCAAAGCUGGAACUCCCCUUGUGGCUGGCAAAAGGACUUUUUGACAACAAGCGGCGGAUCCUCUCUGUGGAACUUCCUAGGAUCUACCAAGAGGGUUGGAGGACUGUAUUCAGUGCGGAUGCCAAUGUGGUGGACCUCCAUAAAAUGGGGCCCCAUUUCUAUGGGUUUGGCUCCCAACUCCUGCAUUUUGACAGUCCAGAGAAUGUAGACAUUUCUCAGUCUCUCCUACAGACAUUUAUUGGACGUUUUCGCCGCAUCAUGGACUGCUCCCAGAAUGCUUACAAUGAAGACACUUCGGCGCUGGUAGCCAGGCUAGAUGAGAUGGAAAGGGGCUUAUUUCAAACAGGGCAGAAAGGAUUGAAUGACUUUCAGUGUUGGGAGAAGGGGCAGGCUUCUCAGAUCACAGCUUCUAACCUUGUUCAGAACUACAAGAAGAGAAAAUUCACUGAGUUGGAAGACUGAAGGCCAGAAGAACACAGAACUGCCCACUAUAGAUUUAUCCCUGAGUGUCCUUGGUAAGAACCUGGUUGACCCUAUAAAGGGCCAGAAUCCUGUCCCAUCUCAUGGCUUAUUUCCUGCAGCAGCCCCAGGAGUGACACAUCAUCUAGUUGGGAAAGAAAAUGCUGGAGGGUAUAAAUAUUUCAGGACUACCCCCACCCUCCUGCCUGACAGCCCAGGCUGACUUAACCCCAGAAGCCACAACCAAGGAGAAAUCAAAGAUCUUUACAAAUUAGGAUCAUUAAUACGUACAUUGCAAUAGAGUUGGAACUGGAAUUCCAUGUGCCUGGGAUUUGGACACCCUCGAUGUCCAGUGUCACUAGCUCCAAUGGACAGCUACGAAUUGGGCUAUCUUAGUCUCGUCACAAAAUGUUCUCUUGAUCUUAAUUGCCUCAUCUUUCUCUUGGUGGCACAAAGGACAGCACUCCCAGGAUGCUGGUCUUGUAAAUAUCUCCUGCUGCCUGCCUGUUACCCCAGUUUCCAAGAAUAAAGAAGGCAAACGGAAAGGCUGAUGAAUGGCCUGGCUUUUACUAAAGAGACGACUUUGCUUUCCUCCUCCGUCAUUAAAAAGUCCCAUGACUCUACAGUCAAGGUAGGGAGGAGAUGGUUAAAUUGAGCUUGUUUUUGUCUUAGAUCUUUAGGGCACCUGCAUAGUUAUUCCAUUCCUGCCCUGGAAAAGCUGUUGGAGUAGUCUGGAAUUGCAAAACAGUUAUUAAUGGGUGUUAACCUGCCCUCAUUACAUCAAAAUCAGGACUUUAGAGCUGCUGGUUAUGCAGAGCCAUGUUUGAGAAGCUUAAAAUGGCAAAUGUAAGUGGGCAAGAGGCCUUGGUUAUGUUUUUUUCUCUUCAUUCCAUUUUGCAGCAUUUUUACCUAUUGGAUCCCUGACCUUUUACUGAGAAUCUGUUUAAGCAAGCACAUAACUCGUUCCUUGGAGAGGCAGGCAAGGAGGACGCCUUAGGCUGAGUAGGAAACAGCAUUCCCGGGGCUCGCUGGACUGUUUGAGGGGCAGCUGCCUCCACACCACUGCGCCCCUUACAGCUUCCCACAACUAGUGGAAAUUGCCUUUGUUGGUGGAAAUUAUACAGGGAUUUGGGUAUCCGGACUGCAGAUGUCUUGAUGCAAACUUAGAAUAUCAGGAAUGCUUUUAAAAUGUCUGUUUUAAGAUGGAAUCGAUGUUUUUAUAACUUGAUUUUUGUGCUAAAUAAAUGAUUUGCUUUGCACAUGAAUAUAUUCUGUACAAGUCCUGUUUCUAUAACUUGAGUACUACAGACCAGGCAGAUCUAUCAGAGAAUGUUGUCUUUGAUCAUCUCUGACAAUAAUGCCCAAAUAAAUCAUGUUUUAGCAACUGCU
This is a messenger RNA of Pteropus alecto (black flying fox), 2210 nucleotides long. RefSeq names its product GINS complex subunit 3 (gene GINS3). Gene Ontology annotation, biological process: mitotic DNA replication initiation. The record is from RefSeq and is a predicted model, not a curated record. Lineage: Eukaryota; Metazoa; Chordata; Mammalia; Chiroptera; Pteropodidae. The coding region runs from base 174 to 824 and encodes 216 amino acids. The transcript has 3 exons. Gene Ontology annotation, cellular component: GINS complex.